AUGGCCGCUGCCAACAGCUGGUCUCCCUUUAAUGAUGAGGUGCAGUUCAAGACGGCUGAUUUUCUUUUCCGCAAAGUGGAGAUGUCCCAGCCGGAUAUCGACUACUUGAUGGAACUCUGGGGUUUAUCCUUGAUGAAGCACGGUGAUCUUGGGCCAUUUGAUAGCUAUGACCAUAUGUAUGCUGUCAUUGACGAUGUCGCGGAGGGCAGCGCACCGUGGAAAUGCUUUGUCAGUCAGGGGGAGGCAGAUCUCCCUCCUAAUGCUCCUAACUGGCAGAGCGAGGAAUAUCAUAUCUAG
Messenger RNA from Sparassis crispa, 297 nucleotides. RefSeq lists its product as hypothetical. Lineage: Eukaryota; Fungi; Basidiomycota; Agaricomycetes; Polyporales; Sparassidaceae. Bases 1 to 297 code for a protein of 98 amino acids. The transcript has a single exon. The record is from RefSeq and is a predicted model, not a curated record.